Molecule: messenger RNA, 585 nt
Organism: Caenorhabditis remanei
Lineage: Eukaryota; Metazoa; Nematoda; Chromadorea; Rhabditida; Rhabditidae
Exons: 4
Coding region: 1-585 (194 amino acids)
Source: RefSeq, a predicted model, not a curated record
AUGUUCGGACGACUGAAGCAGAAGGUUAAGGAGAAGACUGGUCGUGCAAAGGCAACCAGUCUUCCUGUGGAUGUCGACGAGUCGAUGAUCUACUUCAAAAACUUGUUGCCACGUCUGAAGGAUCUUCAUAAGCAUAUGACAGAUCUAAAUGAUGUAUACAAGUGGCAGAAGAAGGCUAAUUUCCUUGCACCACUGGAGAACUACGCGCGUCUUGGAGACAAAGUGAAUGUUCAACCAUUCAUUGAAGCUGUCAAUGCAAGAAUGUCUGCAGAGGGUGAUUCUGCGAAAGGAGUUCAAAACGAAUGUGAGAAAUACAAGGCUUACUAUUCAAAUGAUUGUCGACUUCAUCAAGAACAGAUCAACUAUUUGAGCAAGACGCGUCUCGAUAUGGAUAGUGCUGCAGAUAAGUUCGCCAAUGCUGAAACUGACGCCAACAAAAUGAAGUUGGACACAUGCACCAAGGAGUUCGAGACGGCUUGUACCAGAAUGCGUGAGCUGGCUGCCGGAAUCAAGGAGAUCGAGUCAAAUCACUCUGCAUGGCAAGACUCUUUGAUGAAAGAAAUGAAAGUGGCAUUCCGUAAAUGA